AUGUCAACGAACCCGAACCCAACAACGACUGCUGGUUCGCCGGCAACAACGACGACGACUGUUGAGAUAUGGGAUAGUCUUGCUACCUAUCGCCCAAUAAAAAGAUGUCAUUGUGGCUUGUGUACAUGUGAUCUUGCAACUACUCAAGAGACUGAUCGAGAGGAAGACAAGGUGCACCAGUUCUUAUGUGAUGACCAGUUUAGAGCAGUCCGAUCGAGUCUUGUGGCAAGGGUACUAGUGCAACCUUUAGAGGAGGUGUACAACAUCGUAAAACAAGAAGAAGAUUUGUGUGUAAGUGGUGAAGAGCGAGCUGAGGUGGUUUCUUUUGCUGUGAAUACCAAACCACGUUUCAAACUAGAGGAUAAAGAGGGGAUGCUUUGCAAACUCUGCAAUCAUCAUGGUCAUACUGUAGACCGAUGUUAUGCGGUCAUUGGAUAUCCUGAAUGGUGGGGAGACAGACUAAAGAGUCGUUCAUUUCAAGGUAGAGGUCGUGGAGGCUCUUCUAACGGUGGUGGACGUGGUAUGGGUCAUCAAGUUGCUUAUGCGAAUCAUGUUAAUGUCCCCAAUCUUGAACCUGCUGGAAAGGAACAGGCCAAUCAAGUUAUCACGGAUAAAGACCGUGAUGGAGUCAGUGGUCUCACAGACCAGCAGUGGGGCGCCAUAAAGAACAUUCUCAACGCUAAGAAAGAGACCGCAAGUGAAAAAUCCUCUGGGAGGUAUGAUAUCUUGUCAAAUAUACGAGAGAUGUCACCGGUUCUGAUCAUUAUGGCCGAUGGAAGAGAACGAGUUUCUCUUAAGGAGGGUUCAGUACAACUUGGUUCUGGUUUAGUAUUACAAUCAGUGUAUUAUGUUGAUGAGUUGCAUGCAUAUUUGAUAUCUAUGGGACAGAUCAUGGAUGAGAAUAGAUGUGUAGUGCAGAUGUCUGAUACAUUUCUGGUUGUUCAGGACCGAUCUUCGAGGAUGGUGAUUGGAGCUGGUAAGCGGGUUGGAAGCGCAUUCCACUUUCGCAGAAUGGAGUUAGCUGCUGCGGUCACAACACAAGACACUGAAAAUUUGGAGUUGUGGCAUAAGAGAAUGGGACAUCCAUCUGCAAAAGUUCUAGGAGUGCUUCCUUGUAUUUCAAAUUCUGUUUCAGUAAUCAAUUUGAAUAAGGAUUGUGAUGUGUGUUUCUGUGCAAAAAAAACUAGAGAGAGUUUUCCUCUCAGUAUGAAUAAAACUUCUACCAUUUUUGAGUUGAUUCACAUUGUUUUAUGGGGUCCUUAUAGAGUUCCAUCACACUCAGGAGCUAGAUACUUUCUCACAAUUGUAGAUGACUACUCAAAGGGCGUUUGGUUGUAUUUGCUACCAAAUAAAGCGGAAACAAGAGAGCAUCUGAAAAAAUUAUUUGCUCUAACAGAGAGGCAAUUCAACAAACAAGUGAAGACAGUAAAAAGUGACAAUGGGACAGAGUUCAUAUCUCUAACUAGCUUUUUCCAACAAAAUGGAAUAGUUCAUGAAACAUCUUGUGUAGGAACACCACAACAGAAUGGUAGAGUUGAGAGAAAACACAGACACAUUUUAAAUGUGGCAAGUGCGCUGAGAUUUCAAGCAAAUCUUACUAUACAGUUUUGGGGUGAACGUGUGUUCACUGCUGGGUACCUAAUCAAUCGGACACCAAGCUCAAUUUUAGGAAACGUUACUCCGUUUGAACGACUUUUCAAUCGUGCACCAUCGUUUGAUCAUCUUAGAGUCUUUGGUUGUCUCUAUUAUGCUCAUGUACAAAAUCGAGGCGGAGAUAAAUUUGUAUCCCGCAGCAGACGAUGUAUCUUCGUUGGCUACCCACAAGGUAAUAAGGGUUGGAGAGUUUAUGAUCUUGAAAACAUGGAGUUCUUUGUAUCGAGGGAUGUUGUGUUCAGCGAAUCAAAGUUUCCGUACUCACUAGAAACGACGUUGCCUUUGCUUGAUGAUGAUGAAGAAGGCCAUGUUUUAUGGGCUCCAAUUUCAGAAGGGAUUAUUUCUGAAGAUCAUGUUUUGUUAAACCCACAAGUAAUUCCUAUCCCGCAGCCUACAAUGGAAACUAAUGUUGAGCCCAAUCCCACGGCCCAAACAAUUGGUACUGAUCCAAGGCCCAAUCCACUACUCCAACAAGUCGACCAAGCUCGACCUACAACUUCUUCUACACUGCCCACCACGACACACUCCACGACUGAGCUUGCUGAACCGCGAUUAGGUAAAGGUCAACGGCAGAAAAUGACCUCCGUGAAAUUAAAAGAUUAUGUUGUUGACCCAGCUGGUACGUUGUUAUGGGGCGUUGGAGGAGAACGAAACUUUUGA
Messenger RNA from Camelina sativa (false flax), 2313 nucleotides. The record is from RefSeq and is a predicted model, not a curated record. NCBI's taxonomy places the organism in Eukaryota, Viridiplantae, Streptophyta, Magnoliopsida, Brassicales, Brassicaceae.